Molecule: messenger RNA, 1609 nt
Organism: Rhopilema esculentum
Lineage: Eukaryota; Metazoa; Cnidaria; Scyphozoa; Rhizostomeae; Rhizostomatidae
Product: protein O-glucosyltransferase 2
Cellular component (GO): endomembrane system
Molecular function (GO): glucosyltransferase activity; protein binding
Source: RefSeq, a predicted model, not a curated record
GUUCUCGGUCGCUUGUUGUGGGUUUCGUAAUGGCGGGAACACCGCUCAACGAGAAAAUGUUAAAUUGCAAAUUAAGAAACGUUGUUUUCCUUCUCACAUACCUCUCUUUGGCACUAACAGCAAAACCCAAAGUUGAUGUCAAAAAGAGCCUAGUGUUUGGGCCAGCACUAGAGCCAAAUAUAGUUCUUCCAGUGAGGUAUUUCUACAUUCAGCUGGUUGACACCAAAGGCAAAAACCUUACAUCAUCCCCUGGAAAAGAAAACCUAAAAGUUGAAUAUUCAUCCAGUGCUGGCAGGGUAAGGUUGUGGCCAGAUCUACUGGACAGAAAUGAUGGAUCUUUUAUUGUAAGGUUUAGAAUUAUGAAUACAUACAAUGACUUGAAGAUUUCAGUGAAAUGGAAAGAUCAACAUAUAGCUAAAUCACCUUAUCAGCUGAAAGCUGCUAUUUACCAUGAGCAAUGCAACUGCCCAGAGACCAACAUAGAGAAAUGGUUGGAGGAUAUGAAAUGUCCAAAGUCAUUUCCAGAAAUUGAAAGAGGCUUUGCAAAUUUUAAAAGUAUCAACCUGAAAAGAUUACGCAUGGAAGGCUUCAAGAGAUAUGACAGUGGUGCAGUAUGUCACUACAGUUUGAUUGACGGAAGGCUUUAUAGAAAGUGUCCUGGCUCAAUAACUGACUUCAAAAUGUUCGUAGAUGCUUUUAUGUUGUCAGUUCUACGAAAGGUAAAGCUUCCUGAUGCAGAAUUUUUUACCAAUCUUGGUGAUUGGCCUUUGGAAAAGAAUUUGAGUGAUCCUCUUCCAAUUUUAUCAUGGUGUGGUUCUGAUGAAACAGCAGAUAUCGUUUGGCCUACGUAUGACGUUACUCAGUCGAUUCUGGAGGCUCUUGGCAGGCAAACCCUGGACAUGAUGUCGGUGCAAGCUAAUACUGGGCCAAAAUGGAAGAAGAAAAUAGCAAAAGCAUUUUUUAGAGGAAGAGACAGUCGCCAAGAACGUCUUGAUUUAGUUGUUAUGGGAAGAAAGAAGACAGAUCUUUUCGAUGUUGCUUUGUCAAAUUUCUUCUUUUUCCCAUACGAUGAAAAGAAAUAUGGCGCAAAGAACACGGUUUCGUUCUUUGACUUUUUUAAGUACAAAUACCAGAUAAACAUCGAUGGAACAGUGGCGGCUUAUAGAUUUCCAUACCUGCUGAUUGGCGAUUCUGUUGUGUUUAAACAAGAUUCACCUUAUUAUGAACAUUUUUACAAGGACCUAAAGCCUUGGGAGCAUUAUAUUCCCUUCAAAAGAGAUCUCAGUGAUCUGGAAAAGCAACUGAUAUGGGCAAAGAGCAAUGAUAAAGAGGCCCGAAAAAUAUCUGAAGCUGGCAGGACAUAUGCUCGAAAUAACCUGAUGCCAGAAUCUAUUUACUGCUAUACAGUGCUGAUGUUUCAGGAGUAUGCUAAGAGGCAAAAACAGAAUCCAAAGUAUCACAAAGAUAUGGAGCUUGUAGACCAGCCGAGUGACGCCGACUCCCGUUGCGAAUGCUAUAAAGUUCCAAAGGGAAAAGACGAACUUUAAUCAAAAUUUUGAUAGGAUUAAUUAUUUGCAGUCAAUGGUAUUCAUAGGUGUUUUUUAACGAA